CCUUCUCUCGGCCACAGGCGUCCGCGCUCCCGGCCCGGUGCCCCGCGCCCCACCGGGGUUCAUGGAGCCGGGGCUGUGGCUCCUCUUCGGGCUCACGGUGACCUCCGCCGCAGGAUUGGUACCUUGCCCCCAGCCUGGGGACGCUGGCAAAAGCGGCGUGCCCGGGACCCCCCCUACAGCCAGAUCUGAGGGGGACAUCCAGGAGCCUGUGGCCAUGACUGCAGUGCAAGGUCCAAGUCCCAGAAGCCCCGAGCAGGAGCAAGAACCAGGUCGGUUUGGGGAGCAGGCAUCCAAGGGGGGUCCUGUGCACGGCCGCGCCAGGCGCUGUACCUGCUUCACAUACAAGGACAAGGAGUGUGUCUACUAUUGCCACCUGGACAUCAUCUGGAUCAACACUCCUGAACAGACUGUGCCCUAUGGACUGUCCAACUACAGGGGGAGCUUCCGCGGCAGGAGGUCCACGGGGCUGUUCCCGCAGAGCCCACAGCCCUCCAAGUGGACACAGCGCUGCGCUUGUGUGCAGAGCCAGGACAGCGCCUGCUUGCACUUCUGCACCCGCACCCUGGCUGUCAGGAGGAAUUCAAGGACAGCAACAAAUCCUGACAAAGAGGAAGAGCCAGCCAGCCGUGGCAACGGGGGGCUGCGUCCAACGAGGUGAAACUUCCUUCUGAGGCAUCACACCCUUGGGGACAUGGAGGAUGUGAGGGUGGCAUGUGGUCUGAGAGGUCAGCCAGCGGGAGUCCUGGCAUGCAUGGGACGCUGCAUCACAGGGGACUGGGCGUUGGGUAGAUUGUCUCUGGGGACAAAGCAGGCUGAGGCUAGGACAGUCACUGUCAUUGCCCUUCCCCUGGCCAGUUGACCCCUUGCAUCCCUUGUAGCUUUAGAGCAGUGACACCUGGCUCUGCAUUUUGCUGGGCCCAGACACAGCUAGCUGGCCACUACUGCUUAGAGACCACCCGACCCCACCCCACCCCUGGCUCAUCUACCUGGGCCCAGAUGUCACUUUUUCUGGAAGCAACAUGUGGUCGUUCCACAAAAAAAAGAAAUCAUUUAUUCUUUUCAGCAGCUGAUUCUGGACAGAAGUGAAUUAUAGCAGCUUGGCUUGGCAGCGAGCCCCCCAUAUCCCCCCACUGGUGUUAUUUUUUUUAACCUGCUUGUCUUCUUUGUAGGAGAGAUUCUGAGGGUUUCCUGCAGCCAAACUGGGUUUAUUUGUCAUUCUAUCAAUCAGAAAUUGUUAUUAAUGGCUCGCCUACACAUCUGCAAUGGGAUGGUAAUUUAUGUCCAUAAUAAUAGCCUGGAGGUGGCUUGGGUCCCUACAGGGACUGAUCAAGGGAAGAUUAAACCAUGCUCAGUAUACAGGAGGCUUUCCAAAUUGGUGGCAGUGGCUUCCAGGCAUCCAGAGAGAUCCGUCAGCAUCCAUAAUACAAAUGGAGAGGAGGGGGCGGGUGAGGCGGCCGAGAGAGACCCCAGGAGAGCACGAGCCAGGCUCCAGCUGGUCCCUGCCUUGCCUUUUUGGUCUUUCUCCUUUUUCUCUCUUCUCGCCCCAAACCCACACUCCUCUCAGCGAGGGCGGGAUGUGAUUAAAGCCAUCCAUCCUUUGCAUCAUUUAUUCAUCCACUCAUGCAUUCAUUCAGCAAAGAUGCGUCAUGCACCUGCGUCGCGCUGGGCACUGUUCUAGAAGUCGGGUACACAACGGGGAAAAGGCGAUAGGUCUGUCUUUGCAGAAUUUAAACAGAGGGAAAGCUGACAGCAGACAGAUGCAGUCGUCCCCUGAUCCACGGCCUGUGGUGGACACCUGGGACCACGGGCACCAUCGAGCUCUGUCUGGACUGUGUUUUCUCCUCCACGGACACACCUAUGGGAAAGUUUGAUUUAUAAAUUGGGCACAGAAAGGAGUGACAAUAACCCAUAAUCAACUAGAAGAAGCAUCACAAUCUACUGUAAUAAAAGUUACAUGAAUGUGG
Molecule: messenger RNA, 1964 nt
Organism: Canis lupus familiaris (dog)
Lineage: Eukaryota; Metazoa; Chordata; Mammalia; Carnivora; Canidae
Gene: EDN3
Product: endothelin 3
Biological process (GO): regulation of systemic arterial blood pressure by endothelin; regulation of vasoconstriction; intracellular calcium ion homeostasis
Cellular component (GO): extracellular region
Molecular function (GO): endothelin B receptor binding; hormone activity
Source: RefSeq, marked provisional